Messenger RNA from Diaporthe citri, 429 nucleotides. RefSeq lists its product as uncharacterized. The record is from RefSeq and is a predicted model, not a curated record. The transcript has a single exon. Bases 1 to 429 code for a protein of 142 amino acids. NCBI's taxonomy places the organism in Eukaryota, Fungi, Ascomycota, Sordariomycetes, Diaporthales, Diaporthaceae.
AUGUGCACCUGUCUCUGGGUCGAGUACUGCUGCGAAUGUGACAAGCCAGACUGCCCUCACAAACGACCCUCACACCCACGUCACCACGUUCAAGACAAGCUCUUCCAGAUCGACCACAAGGCCUGGCGAUACUGCCCUGACUUCAUCGAGUGGCUAGACGCAGUAAAACAAGAGCUCCAGGAUGCCAUUUCCAAGAACAACAACAGCACCGCCACCAGCAACAAUGAGCGCAGUAGAUUUACCUCUCAACAGCAAGACAAGGCUGCUACCAUCCGACCUUCAAGAUGCUUCGAGGACAGCACUGAUCCUCGGCACGAUGGCCGGCUGCCUCUCUGCGGAGACAUCUGGUACAGCGCCCGGAGGAUUGUGAAGGACUGUGAUUAUUGCAGGGACUACUGGAUCGGACGGAGCACGGACAAUGCCUUCUGA